CAUUUGUAAAGGAUUUGAAUUCAUUAAAAGAAAGUGUAAAUAAUUUGCCUGUUGAAACAGUAAAUAGUCUGAAUGAAAUCUCAAAUGAUCUGGUAGUGGUCAUGGAACAAUUAAAUGAUCCAGGACCAUAUCAUGAAUUAGCAAACAAGGCGGCUGAGCUUAUUAUCAGUGGUAAUAAUGUUAUUUCAGAAGUUUGGCGCGUCGUUGAACAAUUAUAA
Molecule: messenger RNA, 218 nt
Organism: Dentiscutata heterogama
Lineage: Eukaryota; Fungi; Glomeromycota; Glomeromycetes; Diversisporales; Gigasporaceae
Source: the annotation of a GenBank genome assembly